AUGAAAGAUAAGACAUAUAGUAUUAGGUUAGUUAUCAUCCCCUUCUUACUUUUAAUUGUAUUAGCAUUAGGGUCUUCGAUUCUAUUAGUGCUUUUUUACGAUAGGUAUUUUAGUGGGUUUAUGUUGGAAAACAAAAAUACAUUUUGCUAAGAUUAUUAUGAUAGUUUCAUAAAAGAUAAAAAAGAAAAUGAGGUUGACAAAUAAUCUUUAAACUAUUUGAUAUGCCAUCACUCUAUGAAAAAGAAACACUUCAUAUGGUUUAAUAUGGAUGGUUUUUCAUAUGAUCAAAUUAAAUAGUUGAAAGCAGAAAUAUCAAAUGACAUUUUAAUUUAUAAAUCUGUUGGUCCUCAUUAUAGAUAAACAGGAGCGAUACAUGAAACAUAUAUGACAGGAAAGCCUUCACUAAAUUUAAUAGGAGGAUAAGUUUCGGUAGAUAACAUAGCAAUAUAAAUAGCCAAAGCUAAAGAAUAUGAAAAUUAAUAAAAGGUUUGGCUUUUAGGUUCAAAAUUUCCUAUAUUCACACUAAUAUCAAGUUAUGUAGAUUAUAGUAAGGUGGACUCGGAGGAUGGAAUGCUUAAAUUGAUAUGUAAAAACUAAACAGAUAGCAGUCAAGCCUCAUUUGUUUUCGAUGGUAGGUUUGACAUGGAAAAGUUUGAUGUAAGAACUGGAGUUCGCUUCAAUAGAACAUAUUUCGAAGAAUAUUUAGAAAAAGAAAUUCCUACUUAUUUACCUUAAGAUGAUUUUAAUAAAAAAAUACUUGAUUGUUUAACUACAGGACCUUUAGUAAAUAAAGAUUUAACUCCAAAUCAUUCAAUAAUUUAUUACUCUUCUCAGACAGAUUCGUUAAAUCAUGCAUAUUCAAAAUCUCACUCUUAUAACUUCUUCCAAUUCUUUUAGUUAAAUAAGUUAUUUAUAUAGCUAAUUAAAUACUUUUAGGCUAAUUUAAAAGAUACAGUAAUUUUUAUAAGCAGUGAUCAUGGAGGAUAGUUUUUUAAUGGUGAAGAUAAUUUUUGCAAUCAUGGAUGCGUAAAUGGAUCUAAUCAUGGUAUUCUCUUAGUAGCUUCUAGCGAUACAGUUGGAAAAGGUCAUGAAGCUGAAAUUAGCUAUUUAGAUCUAAUGCCAACUAUUGCUUAAUACAUGAAAGGUGUUAACCUUCCUCUUUUUAAUAGAGGUGUCAGCCAUCCAUUUUAAAAAGGAGUAUUUGAAUAUGAAAUCCUAGCAUUACAUUCGAAAUUUAUUUAAUUGAGGGAAGCUUUAAAAAAGAUAGAUCAAGUAAAAUUAAAGGAUGAAUUAGAUAUGGAGUCAAAGUAUAAUGAUAUUAUGAAGGAAAAGGACUUAAAAAAUGAAAAAUAAAGAUAAAUUUUAGAAGAUUAUCGCAACACUAUAAAAAUUUUAUAAAAGCAAGCAUUAGAAUCAGAACUAAGUAAAAAAGAUUUCAAGCUAGUUAAUUUGAUUAUUUUGCUUUGCUUGAUUGGAUUAAUCUAUAUAGUAGCAGUUAACUAUAAAACCGCUUUAGAGUAGUGGAAAUAGCUAUAAUUAAUGUAAAAGGUUCUUAUAGGCAUAAUAUGCAUCUUCUAUUAUAGUGAAAAUAUUUUUGUUUUUAGCAUUUCUAAUAUCGGGCUAGACUUUUAUUCAAAUGCUUUCUAUGUAAAUAUAGCAUGCAUAGUACUGUUCAUAAUAUUUUUUUCAUUCUACGAUUUCACAUCAAAAACAAUCCCAUAAAUGCAGCUGUCAUUCCAUAAAUCAGAUAUUCGACAUGAAGACGAUUAUGAGUCUUAACAUCUUUAAUAGAAAUCAACUUUGCCUUAAUAUCAGCAAGUUCCAGGAGGUAAAAAUGAAACUCUUGAUAUGUUUAGCCAAGAAAAUGAAAAUAGAUUUAAUAUAAGGCAGAUUUUUAAAAAAAUUAAGCAUUUACCAUUUUUGUUGAGUAAUAAGAUUUCACAGUUCUUAACACUUUAAAGAUGUUUGGUUUUAAUACUAAUAUAUUACAUAAUCUUUUUAGUAUUAAUUAAAUAUGAUUCUUUUGUAUACACUAAGCAGUUCUUUAUGGAAACAACAACAAAAUGGGACAGUUUUAACUUAUUUAACUACACAAUCUUCAUUCUUUUUUACUUUUAUCCAAAGGUUAAAUCUAUGUAAAUAAAUUGGCUAUUAACCGUCUACUAUUUCUUCUUAUUUGUGAUAAUGAUUAAAUACGACUUAAUUGACCUUAGAUAUCUAAUUCAUAAAACUACAGAUUAAGUAUUUUGGUGUAGAUUUAUAACUGGCUAUACAAUUGCAGGAAUGAUUUAUAAUUUUGUCAGAGGAUAUAAAUUAUUGCGUAAAGACAGAGAGGAGUAAUCAAAUCAAAAAUUGAGCAUCUUCCAAAACUCAACAGUAAGAGACACUAAUAGCCCAGCCUAUAAUGCAAAGAAAAAGUUUUUCCUGUUUCUUCAUUUAGAUCUAACUAUAUUCGUAUUCUGGGUUUCUGAUGAAGUAGAGAGACUUUACUUGAUUAUCUUUUACUUUACUCUAAUUGUUAUUAUAAAUAAAAUGAAUCUAAUAUUCAAUAUUGUUUAAGCCUAAAACAAUAAAGGAUUGCUUAAUGAUUUUAUAAUAAACUUUUUCUUUAUAGUCAUAAUAUUUAAAAAUGCAUAAAUUAUCUAUUCUGCAUUUAAAGGUACUUUAUCACUAGAUAUCAACCUCUACUCAGGCAACAAAACUAUAGGAGAAUUUUAAGAUCAAACUCCAAUAUGCACUGCUAUCCUAUUUGGUAUCGAUAAAUUGCUAAUUAUGAUAUUCUCUUACAUGGAUAUUAUCUAGAAAUUCUUAAGAGUUUCGAUUAAAGAAUAUGCAAUUAAAUUUGACAAUUCUUCUAAAGGAUUGCUUGCAAUUAUGUUUAUUAAAAUUCUGAUUUCUGGUAUUUAGACUUGCUAUAACUUUUUUGAUGAAACUUCCUUUUUGAGUUUGUUCUUAUGGUUUGCAUCAAUCUCAGCUGUGAUUAUUUUCUCAAUCCUACCUUAUGCAGUAUUUAAAUUAAUUUUAUCUAUCAUUAGCUUACCUCUAAAACUUAGCUUUUAAAAGCAAUCUCACCAUCUCUCAGUCUGA
Molecule: messenger RNA, 3087 nt
Organism: Tetrahymena thermophila SB210
Lineage: Eukaryota; Ciliophora; Oligohymenophorea; Hymenostomatida; Tetrahymenidae
Product: sulfatase
Exons: 6
Source: RefSeq, a predicted model, not a curated record